This is a messenger RNA of Papaver somniferum (opium poppy), 453 nucleotides long. RefSeq lists its product as uncharacterized. The record is from RefSeq and is a predicted model, not a curated record. Lineage: Eukaryota; Viridiplantae; Streptophyta; Magnoliopsida; Ranunculales; Papaveraceae. Bases 1 to 453 code for a protein of 150 amino acids. The transcript has a single exon.
AUGACGUAUGGUAUCGAUCUUAGCAUUGGUGAUGAUAGAGAGGAGAGAGAAAUUGUGUUGUACCAGUAUAUGACUCAAAGAAUGCAUAGGCUCUUCCAACCGGUGCCUCAAGAAGUAUUGACGCGACAAAUGGUAGACAUGAAACGAGAGGAUGGAGAUGCAAGGAUGAUGCAUGAAUACUUUAGACCUAACUGUACUUGGGGCCCUAAGAAGUUCCACCAACGUUUGGGUAUGUAUCAACCUCUUUUCUUACGUAUUCUAAGUGAAACAGUUGUCGCGGAUCCUGCUUUUGAUUUCCAUGUUGAUUGCACCGAAAAACUUGGCCACUCUCCCCACAUGAAGAUGUAUGCCGUAAUGAAAUGUUUGUGUAAAGGCAUAGCCGUUGAUAGCACAGAUGAUUAUGUCCGUAUGGGAGCGCCGACCGUCUAUAUUGUAUGUGAAGAGGUUUACUAG